AUGUACGCAUUUACCACUCCACCACCCCUACCAGCCGCACUUCGCGACGCCACCACCCGACCUCCGCCAUCGCUGACCGAGCUUCGGGAUAGACGCCGCUCAUCCGCCGAAUCGAGAGGCAAUCAAGGCGGCUUUCCCUCUAAUCGUGAUGGUUUUGGCGAUUCCAUGCGUCGAGACCCGCCUCGGGGCCCCAAGGCUCUCAUCGACCUGCCCAAUGGUCCCCGCGGAGGUGGUUUCGCCGGAGACUUUCGCGGCGGUCGCGGCCGCGGCAGGGGCCGUCCCUGGCCAGCUCGCGAUGAUAGCAGAGAACGCGGCAGGGAGAGGGACCUUGAUUUUCGCGACCGUUAUCGCGAUGAUCGUAGCCGUGAGCGAGACCGUGAUCGUGACAGGGAUAGAGACUGGCGCGACCGCGACUUUGGCCGCAGGCGCUCCCCCAUUGGACGUCCCAGAUCGCCCAACAGGGACUUUCGAGAUCGUGACCGCGAUGCACCGCCCCCACUAGACGUCGAAAGACCUCGCCGCGCCUCUCGCGACGCUGGGCCGCCUUCGGCUGGAUCUGCAGUCUCCGACCCGCCCUUUGGCGGUCCUUCGUUUUCGCGUGGAGGCGGCUUCAUGAGAGGCCGUGGAAGAGGGGGAAGGGGUGAUUGGGGUCCUGACAGAGGUAGAGGACGCACUCCCUACGACGACCGCAAUGAUCGCUAUCCCAGAAGCCGUUCUCAGGAGGGCCGCUGGGGUCGAGACCGCGAUGAUCGAGAUAGAGGAGAUCGUUAUCCCGAAGAUGGCCGCAGAGAUAUACGCGAUGAUCGCGAUAGACUCGAUAGAGAUCACCUUCGAGGCAAGCCGGACGCCCGCACUCCAAAUCCGAUAGAGUCGGCACCGCAAUCCCGUGAGGUAUCGCCUCCCCCCGUCGCACCAUCGGCCCCAGCAUUUGGCUCUGUGCCAAACAGAGCAUCGAUUUCGCUUGACAGCACCAGCAAGCCACCUUCUAUGCCCAGGGCGCACAGCGAUCGUCCGCCUUCCUCGGGUCAUUUGGGACCUGGUAGUCCUUCUCUGAGCGUCCGUGGCCCUCCACCAGGCCCCAGUCGACAUUUUGGCAGAAGAAUACCAGACUCUCCCAAAGCAAUGCGAUCUCACACUUUUGCUUACGGAGGCGACUAUCCAGAGCAACGACGCCCCCGUAGUAGCGGGGCAAAUUCUGAUUCUGUCGCAGCCACGGAGAAUCGAUCGCGGUCCAAUUAUAGCGCCGAACCAGGCGAGAUUGUUAAAGGCGAACAUGAGGUGCAAGACUCCAAGCAGUUGGCUGCCGAUCUCGAUGAAGGCGAGCUACCUCAGGAAGCCGAAAGGCCAUCCACCCAGAAGCUCAGCACCAAGCACGUGCCACCAAAAGUUGGUCGCAAGCGCAAGCGGCCUGCUGUUGGCGUUGUUCGAUUCUCGCUCCCGCCAAAAAAUUUAAAAGACGACGACUCCGAAUCCGACGAUGACGAAGACAUGGCUGACUACUUUGAUAUGGAAAUCAGCAAAACUGAAUCCGAGCUAAGCAAGCUACAGAAGCCAGUUCUGCCACUGGAAGUCCUUUCCCGCUAUGCCUCACUCUCCCAUGGGUCUAUGGUCAAGAUACUGAACGACGGUGAAGGGUUGGUGGAGAUGCUUGGCCAACCGCCAGAAGGCAUGGCAAUCAGCACAGCCAAUGAUGAAAAGGAGGUAGUCCAGCCAAAGCCAGAGGCUGUUGCUAUAUUGGAACCCCAGCCAAAGCCAGAAGAAACAAUGCCCUCCAUCGCCGAUCUUCCGGUCAUCACCAAGAACGAAGAGACCCCUAUUCCACCUGUGGCUGCCAUUCCGGAGAUUGAGAGCGGACAGGGGGAGCCAGACUUGCGGCUUGACCUGCAGUCGAAGUCGGAACCGGGGCCGGAGCCGGGAAAGAAUCUGGAGAAGGGUUUGGUGACGGAACCGGAACCGGAGAAGAGACCCGAGAAGAUCUCGGAGAAGGAACCGGAGGAGAGAUUGCAGGAAGAACCGCAGGAGAGACUACAGCAAGAAUCGCUGGAGGAGCCACUCGUGGAAUUGCUUGAUAAACCGGAGAAUGAACCACAACCAGAACCAAAGGCCGAACAGCCAGCAGCAGUAGUACCGCCGAUUCCCGAAAUCGACAAAGUUCUGAAUGAGCCCGAACUGGAACUGGAGCCUCAACUCAAUGGGGCCGCAGAAUCCGCGGAGCUACAGUCUGAAGAGUUCAAGAUACUUGAGGCCCCUGUGCCUAUGGAAAUCACGGAGACCGGAUCCAAGGUCCCCAGCACGCCCUCUCAAGUUGAGGAUGACGAGACGGAAUCCGAGGAUGACACGUAUCUGGACGUCGAUGCUACUCGACAAUACAUGGCUACUCCGCCUCCCGACAGCCUGCCGCAUUUCGCCACAAAGCCCUGGGACAAGGAUACUGAGUUUCUGGCAAGUUUGGAGACUGAUCCUGAACUCGAUAACUACGUCGCGCAGCACAUGAGCAAAGUCCAUUUGGAUAGCAACCGGGAACAGAACGAGCAGCGCCAUGUAUAUGCCGACAACUAUAUCCGCUACCUCGAUUUCACCACCUCCAGUGAUCCGGUUGCUGUCAAGAGUCGAGACAAGUUCUCCGUCACGAUGCCCAUCCCAGAACCCGCAACUGCGGCGACACCUGAACCAAAGCCCGAGGGCCGUACCUCGGGACGCCGCUUUGCCACUGAACGUGAUCUCGAGCGCGUUCUGCAAGCCUCGAUGCGAGAAGAUGAGGAGCGAAAGGAACGAGAGUUGCGAAUUCAAAAAGAGAAAUACCGGAGCGAGAAAGAAGCCGAUAUCCCUAGCAUGUACUGGGACGCAGAAGAACGCCAGAAUGUACAGUACUGGGACCACACGGGUUAUACGCCGCAAGACAGACUCGUAUCUACUUGGCAGGUUCUUGCGCCGGUGAAUAACUUUACGAAAGAAGAAGCAGAACUUUUCGAGAAGCGAUAUCUGGAGCAUCCCAAGCAGUGGGGCAAGAUUGCCGAAGUCAUACCCAACCGUGACUUUGGUACAUGCAUCCAAUAUUAUUACCUGAUGAAGAAGGAACUCAAUCUCAAAGAGAAGCUGAAGAAGCAGCCCAAGAGGCGCAAGAAGGGCCGAGGCAAGCAGCGUUCUAGUGCAUUGAUGUCUGAACUUGGCAAUGCCGAUCCGGAGACGGAAGACAAUCAGGAAGCCGGUGAGAAUGGCGAGAGGCGACGCCCCAGACGUGCCGCUGCUCCUACAUGGGGCUUUGAGCAACCUCCCAUCGAUCCUGACACUUCUACGCCCGUAUCGACCCCUGGCCGCCGUGCUCGAGGCGAGGGGGAAAAGGCCGAUGGCAGAAGGCGUGGCAGGAAGUCGGCCAAGGACAAGGAAAAGGAAGCCAAAGAGAAGAAGGCGAAUCAAUCGCAAUCCGCGGCAUCUACUCCAGGACCAAGCAAGGGACGGCCGCGAUCAUCUUCACGUAUACCUGAAGGUCCCGCACCAGUACCCAACGAAAUCCAUCCCGCCAUACCCAACUUCGAGCAGGCUAUUCCCUCUGGCAUCCAGCCGCCGUUCUCUGUUCAUUCGCAGCCUAUGACCGGUAUUGAGAGGCAGCAGACGCCUGUGGUCCCGCCGCCCAUCGUGGAUGUGCUGUCCGCGCCAUCUCUCAGGCCAGAGCCGCCGCCACCACCACCUCAGCCGGCCAUGGCAACUUUCAACCUGUCCCAGUCUAACCAAGAUCGGAAGGCGGCUACGCAAGCAUCUAGUUACUGGAGUGUAUCCGAAUCUAACGAUUUUCCUCUGCUGCUCGCGGCAUUUGGAUCUGACUGGACCGGUAUUGCAAAUCACAUGGGAUCGAAAACCGCAGUUAUGGUCAAGAACUAUUUCGUUCGUCAAAAAGACCAGACGAAACCAGAAUUGGAGGCCAUUGUAAAUGACGCAGACGCGAAGCGUAUACGAGGUGAAAAACGGCCUGAUCCACCGAUGCCCACCACUGGUGGUCGUGGAAGACGAUAUGAUGUACUGCCACCUACCCCUGGUCGCCCUGGUCCCUUUGGCGUUGCACCGGGAAUGGAUAUGCACAAUGAGCCGCCGCCGCCAGUCAAGCAAGACAAUGGACAGCCAGGCCGCACACCAGGAUACCCCGCUUACGGUGUCCCUAUUGCAAAGGCGCCUGCACAAGGUCUUGGGCCGCCUGCAGGACAGCCCGUCGGAGCCCAAGCCGCGCCACCGCCAGUCGGUCAGCCGCUUUCUCCCUCUCGCACAGAACGUGGGCCCCCGCCUGCCUUUGGCUUUCCUGAUCGUGACCGAGAGGUUCGCGGACCCUUGGCACCGAAAGGACCUGGCGCUGGUAGCCCCGACAUCCGAAAUCAGCGAAUUUUACAUGAGCGCCAAAAAGCCGAACUUGCACUGCGCGAAUCUCACAUGCGCGAAAGGGAACGGGAGCGCGAUCUCGCUCGUCAGCCCAUGCGUGUGAAGCAGGAGGAGAUGCCACCGCAACAUGGUGGCUACGAGCCAUUUGGCCAUCGCCAACAGCCGAGCUUGGGACAAGUCAGGCCCGAGCCGCUGUCUCUCGGACGGCCGGCAACGACAGAACCGCCGCGCAACUAUGGUCAGGCACCGCAGCCUGCCCGAGGGCUACUUGGCGAUCCCAGCCCUAGCCACUCGCCGCCUGUGGCGAGACCAAUGUCGACCAUGGGCUCACGACCGCCAUCUGGAGAGAUUUACCCUUCCCAUGCUCCUCCACAGUCCCGUACUCCCGUCCCUACUGGCGGCCUAGCGAAGCCUCCCGAACCACGUAAGACGUCAAACAUCAUGUCUUUGCUCAACGACGAUCCUCCACCAGCACCGAAGCGAGUCAACGAAAUGGCGGCUCGAGCUGUCCCAACACCGCCACCACAGCCCAUGUCGCGCCCGCCCCCGGCACAGCAACCUUCUGCACCUUUGCGUCGCGAACCAGAGCAAGCUUACCACGCGUAUGGUCGCGGCCCUCCUCCUGCAGCGGCUCCUGCAGGUAUGCCUUCACUCAAACCCUCGCAACCUCCGCCAAUGCCGGGAUCUCGGAUGGGCAUGGAUGCCCAACCCGAUCGCGAUUAUUACCGAUCACAUGCAUUCCCCCCUGUCCCGCAAAACACGGCUACAAACUCGCCACCGACAGCACCUCAUCGGUAUGCUCCUCAAUCUUCUCAGACAUACCAGCCUCAGCCUCAGCCCGGUUACCCGGCCCAAUACGGUUCGGCGCCGCCCUCGCAUGCUGGGUCGCCACCUCCUCAAUACACUGGCCAUGCGGCACCUAGAGGAAGAGAUCACGGCCCUCCGCCCCCGCAGAAUGUGCGUGACUCAGGCUGGCCACCACACCAGCAGCCUCCCAGCAACGCCUGGCAACAGGGCCCCGGGCCCAAGACAUCGCAGGGCCCGCCGCAGCAGCAGUCGUGGUCUCCAGCUCCGCAAUCGCAGCCGCCACCUCACCCUCACGCUGUUCGAGACGAUCGAGCCUACGGCACGCAGCCGAUGCAAAGUCGCUACGCACCACCGGCCACCUCGCGGCCUCCCGACCCUGGUCCGCCACCGCCCGCGUCCUACAACCGCUACUCGUCGACGCCCGUACCUCGCGACCCAAGAGAGAUGCCUGGCCGGAGCUACACACCUGUUGGCUACGAUACCAGAGGGCCGCCGCCACCUCCUCAGGGCCCGCAAGGCUAUCCAGGCCCUGACCCGCGGGAUGCACGAGAUCCGCGGGACAUGAUGGCUAGAGGGCUGCGGCCUCAGGACUAUGAUCGACGGCAGGAUCAAUAUAGACGAUGA
Molecule: messenger RNA, 5799 nt
Organism: Beauveria bassiana ARSEF 2860
Lineage: Eukaryota; Fungi; Ascomycota; Sordariomycetes; Hypocreales; Cordycipitaceae
Product: myb-like DNA-binding domain-containing protein
Exons: 3
Coding region: 1-5799 (1932 amino acids)
Biological process (GO): regulation of transcription by RNA polymerase II
Cellular component (GO): Set3 complex
Source: RefSeq, a predicted model, not a curated record